This is a messenger RNA of Anopheles merus, 1132 nucleotides long. RefSeq names its product dynein light chain 1, cytoplasmic. The transcript is spliced from 3 exons. NCBI's taxonomy places the organism in Eukaryota, Metazoa, Arthropoda, Insecta, Diptera, Culicidae. The record is from RefSeq and is a predicted model, not a curated record. Gene Ontology annotation, molecular function: dynein light intermediate chain binding; dynein intermediate chain binding. Gene Ontology annotation, cellular component: cytoplasmic dynein complex. Bases 223 to 492 code for a protein of 89 amino acids. Gene Ontology annotation, biological process: microtubule-based process; cilium assembly.
UGAUCGUAGCAGGCUGCGAAUGAAAAUGCAGCAUCGUUUAUCGUGCACAUACAUUCCUUUCGCAGAUCGUUUGGGAAAAGUUGCUUUUUUGUUGCGGAAUAUUAAAGCUGACAUUAUUGAAGGUUUUUUUCUGCGUGAAAUUUGCUUUUAAUAAGGAAGUGGCGGUCUUCGUCUUAAAAGCCAUCACCAUCUAGCCACCGCAGAACAAAUAGCGCCAGAAAAAUGAGUGACCGCAAAGCCGUCAUCAAGAAUGCCGACAUGGGCGAGGAGAUGCAGCAGGACGCUGUGGACUGCGCAACACAGGCCCUGGAAAAGUACAACAUAGAAAAGGACAUUGCUGCCUACAUAAAGAAAGAAUUCGACAAAAAGUACAACCCCACCUGGCACUGCAUCGUGGGCCGAAACUUUGGAUCGUACGUGACGCACGAAACGCGUCAUUUCAUUUACUUUUAUCUCGGUCAGGUUGCCAUCCUAUUAUUUAAGAGCGGUUAAACCACACAACCUUAGCUUAAUAUCAUCGGAAUGCUGUAAAAGAAUGGGAGCGAGGACGGGAUCGGACGGAACGGCGAAGCGUGUAGAGAAAUGGCAACGAUUGCGUAUUUAGCGGCGGCAUCCACAUAUAUGGACACGGCCUUCAACCUGCAGUCGGACGGCGGGAGGAUGUUGGAGGCCGGGGGAAGGAGCCGAGCCGUAGAUGCGAAGGAGUAGUAGAAACGGAACGAUGGAUAGAUAGCUGGAUUGUGCGGGGCGCGAGGAACCGUUAUUAGGAGCAGUGGGGAGGAAAUUUGACAUUCUUAUAUAUUUACCGUGAACUAUACUAAAUCGAACGAAGCAGAGCUGUACCAAUUAAGUAAAUCAACUUUACCGGAACUCGCGAGCAAAAAUGUGCACUGUCCAUGGGUGUGGGUGGUGUGGUCGUAAAACAAGCUGCUCGGAAUCAAGGAAGGCAAACCAUCUGUCCAAACAUGCCCCUGCCAGCAUAAUAUCUCAUGCCACUAGUUCGUCUGGGAGUGUCGUACAGCAGGCAAAUACAAUGCCCCCCCCCAAAGAGUGUGGCCGACCAUAAAACCGACCUUCAAGUUGUACUAAAAUUCCAUUGCGUUCAGUAAAGGUGUGUGUGUGUAUGUGCGUA